Pseudophryne corroboree (corroboree frog) is the source of this 1586-nucleotide messenger RNA. RefSeq lists its product as uncharacterized. Lineage: Eukaryota; Metazoa; Chordata; Amphibia; Anura; Myobatrachidae. The record is from RefSeq and is a predicted model, not a curated record. Bases 274 to 1209 code for a protein of 311 amino acids. The transcript has 3 exons.
GGUCAGGACUACCUGCAGCAGCUACGGUCAUGUGCGGAGGGAGCAGCAGCAAUGCAGCUCCUGCCAGUAACAACGCGUCAGCCAGCCACGUGUGUGAUGGGGAAUACCGGCACGUACUAGCGGUGACUAAUGUGUUACUCCGCUACUCUACUGCCUGCCUGACCCCAGUGUUAUUAUUCCUCCGAGUAACCGACCCCAGCUUCCAGAGAUAGAUAUAAAUGUAGAUAUAUACAUGUACCCUGCCAUGUGUAGCCCGUACCCCCGGCUUUAUCAAUGUCAUCUGCGGAGUACCGCCAAUUCUGGUCAGGAUUCAUUGAUCUGUACCGUCAGAACGAGUGCCUGUGGCGUGUCAGGAGCCCGGACUAUGCCAACAGAAUCAAGCGGAAUCGGGCAUAUCAGCAGCUUAUUGAGUACAGUAGAGGCAAAAACUCUGAUGUUGAUGUCGAUUGGGUGAAGAAAAAAAUUUCAAAUUUCCAAACAGUGUUCGUGAAGGAACGCAAGAAGGUGCAAGAUUCACAGCGAUCCGGAGCCGGGACUGAUGAGGUCUAUAAACCGACGCUGUGGUACUAUGACCAAAUUCAGUUCAUUAUAGAGCAAGAGGCGCGUGUAAGGUCACGUGACGCUCUAGAUCCAGAGUCUCCAGUUCUUGUCGAAGAGGAGACCCAGGAGAGUCUGGAUCUGGAUGCUACCCCGGAGCUGGAGGUGGAGCCUACCACAGGCCAAGGGGCAGGAAGACCGAGGCGCACGGCAAGGAGGACCACUUCUGCACCCUAUAGCACCCCCUCUGGCUCCCAGCAGUUUUUUCAACGCGCUGAGGAGGUUUUGCAUAGGCCCCCGGAUGCCGAACAACAAUUUGGCAAUUUUAUUGCAUCGGAAAUGCGCCUGAUGACGGAUGAUCAAAAAUUCAUCGUCCAACGGUUAGUCAAUGAGAUUGUCUCACGUGGCAGGCGCCAAACACUGGUGUCGGCGUGUGAGAUAGUGCCAACUGACCCUUGGUAUCACCCAAAUUUGUCCCGUCCCCCCUUCCCAAACAACCCCCCCAUGGAGCAUGCGCCAGUAAACCCCCCUCAGCAACCGUAUUUUUUUCCGGCGGGAGCCACACAGCCCAGCCCCUCCCCCCAAUCUAGCACCUCAUCCAGUGGCAUGUACUCUGACAUGCAGAGUACACAGUCCUCUGUGCUGGGCGACCCACGCUGUUUUCAUUUAUAAUUAGUUUUUUGGACCCGGUUUUUUAGUUUUGUUAGAAAAAUCUGCUGGUGACCUUAUCCUACGCUCUUGCUCAAAGUGAACUGUAUUGAGGUCAUUAGUACUUCAGCGUCGGUUUUGUGUCCUCACUGUCCCGGACUACGGAUCGUUGUAAAGACUGCACUUCUUGUGUUCCUUCAAGACUGUUUGGAAAUUUGAUGAUGUUCUUCACCCAAGGCAAAAUUGCACUGUUUACCUCUACUGUACUCGGAUAUGCCCGUUUCCUGUUCUGUUGGCAUAGUCCCUGUCCAAAGGCACUCGUUCUCAUGGUACAGCUUAUGAAUCCUGGCCAGAGUUGGCGUUGGCAUUUAAUAUUUUUAUAAAUUUUACGAAAAAACAAA